Perkinsus marinus ATCC 50983 is the source of this 522-nucleotide messenger RNA. RefSeq lists its product as hypothetical. The transcript is spliced from 4 exons. Bases 1 to 522 code for a protein of 173 amino acids. Lineage: Eukaryota; Perkinsozoa; Perkinsida; Perkinsidae. The record is from RefSeq and is a predicted model, not a curated record.
AUGAUCCUUCGACAGCCUGGCCGCCAGCUUUCAUUUGCAGAGGCCUCCGCCGUCAAUUCCGGUUACGAAGCUCCCGCUGCUGUUAUUCACACUACAGAUAAUCAUUCGGAAUGGAUUCAUCAGCUCAACGAGCGAACGCCCUAUCACCUGUGGAAGGGCCCCGGCAUCGUAUUCACCCCCACUGGGUUUCAGAUGCGUCUGCCUCGAUUCCAGGAUUGGUACUUCAUGGAUGGUGAGAGUGUAUUCGAGGAUGGCCGGGAAAUGGAGGUGGAAAUUUCCGGAACUGGCGAUCCAACUUGGGCAGUGAAUAGGAGCUACAGGGAACGGUCUAGUCUGAAUAUGCUCGCCGCGACGAAUGCUAACCCCCGCAUGUUUUGGCUCUACAUGAGUGCUGCUAAGGCCUUCAACAUCGACGUUGAAUCCGAGAUAUCCUUACCGAAUAUGCGCUUGUUGCUGGGGCACUAUAAGACGGCUUUGAGGUUCGUCCUUGGGACCCUCAUUCUUCUCGAUAAUGGCAUGUAG